AUGAAGAGAGCAUCUUGUAAGAGUCUUAGCCUCGCCGAUUUGGUGGAGAAGUGGAGGAAGUGGAAGAAAGGACACUUCGCUGUGUACACCAGAGAAGGCAGGAGGUUCGUUUUGCCGUUGGAUUAUCUGAAACACCCAAUCUUUCAGGUGUUACUGGAGAUGGCGGAGGAAGAGUUUGGUUCCACCAUUUGUGGCCCUUUACAGGUUCCUUGCGAUGGAGGUUUGAUGGAUCACAUCCUCAUGCUGUUGAGAAAGAGGUCUGGCCAUGGUGAUGGUGAUGAUGAUGAAGAUGAUGAGGUUGAUGAUGUGAAGCAGAAGAAGAAUCAGGAUGUGUCCUCCAUGAGCAUGACGUGCAAAGGAGCUUCACCGGUUUCAUAUUUCUUCCCUCUCUUUCGUUGCAACGCAGCUCAUGAUCAGACCAAGCUUCAGUCUCUAGUUUUUUAA
Molecule: messenger RNA, 444 nt
Organism: Microthlaspi erraticum
Lineage: Eukaryota; Viridiplantae; Streptophyta; Magnoliopsida; Brassicales; Brassicaceae
Source: the annotation of a GenBank genome assembly